Messenger RNA from Arachis ipaensis, 1113 nucleotides. The record is from RefSeq and is a predicted model, not a curated record. NCBI's taxonomy places the organism in Eukaryota, Viridiplantae, Streptophyta, Magnoliopsida, Fabales, Fabaceae.
AUGGUUUUAAUCAAUGUUCUGAAAACCGGUUCAAAUCGACCGGUCGAACCGCACAUUCAAAACCCUAGCUUCUUCAACGGUUCUGCCGCCGCCGUCCGUGGUUGUCGGCGCCUCCACUCCUUCCUCCUUCCCCCUGUACCGAACUCAUCCUCUUCUAGCUCGGAACGUCGUCCCCAUCUCCCGUGGCUUCUCUGUUUAAGGAUUCAAGCUGCUCGCUGUCGUGUGGUUCGUCGUCUGUGGUUCGUUUCGCCGCUCGCCGUUGUCUCUUCGUCGUCCUGCUCUCCGUCAAAGUUUAGUGUCACUGCUUAUAGGCAAUUGCUCAGACGUGAUAAUCUUCAAUCUUGCCAACAUGCAUUAUUGGUCCCAAAGGAGGAAGACUAUAUUGAAUGGUUUAAAAAUGCUGGCUUCAAAGACGGCAAGCUCAAAAGGAUAGGUCCAAAGUGGUACCGUGGUGUGCGGAGGCAUGGUUUGAUCCUGGGUUGCUCUGUGAUUGAUGUGAAGCCAUUUUGUGGAGACUUUCCCCUCAAGAUUGCUAGAAGAAGGAAUGCACACUUGAUUAAGUACCCUGAUGCCAAAGUAAUAAGCCUUGGAAUUGGUGAUACUACUGAACCCAUUCCUGAUGCCAUAACUUCUGCAAUGUCAAAGAGAUUACAUGCGUUAUCAACCGUAGAAGGAUAUAGUGGUUAUGGAGCUGAACAAGGUGAAAAGCCACUAAGAAGUGCAAUUGCUUCAACAUUUUACCGUGAUCUUGGCAUUGAAGAUGAUGACAUAUUUGUGUCAGAUGGAGCCGUUAAGUUGAGCACUGUGAUGGAUGCCUCGAGAAGAAAAUAUAAAAAAGACUAAACGGUUUCAGAGUGCAUGGUGCAAUCAAUGGAAACUGUGUUUUGGAGUUGAAAUCUCCAAUUCCCUAUCCCUAGGAUUUGAGAUAGUGUUGUUUUUAAGUAUGUAUUUCUGUAGGAAAAAAGGAAAAGAAAAGAAAAAAGAAUGCUUGUGUAUAUCAUCCCUACAUGAAUUGUACUUAAGUAAGUAGUAGUAGUAGGCUUCCUUUGUUAAUAAAUAUAAACAUAUUUGGAGUAAUUUAAUUCAAAAUCCAACAUUAUUAUUUGCAAGUCA